Messenger RNA from Vidua macroura (Pin-tailed whydah), 2545 nucleotides. It is a transcript of the gene ACAP3, whose product is annotated as ArfGAP with coiled-coil, ankyrin repeat and PH domains 3. The record is from RefSeq and is a predicted model, not a curated record. Gene Ontology annotation, cellular component: cytoplasm. Gene Ontology annotation, molecular function: protein binding; GTPase activator activity. NCBI's taxonomy places the organism in Eukaryota, Metazoa, Chordata, Aves, Passeriformes, Viduidae.
CCUCCGCUGAGCGCAGCGCGGCCGAGCCGGCAGGAUGACGGUGGAGUUCGAGGAGUGCAUCAAGGACUCGCCCCGGUUCCGGGCAACCAUCGAUGAGGUGGAAACGGAUGUGGUGGAGAUCGAGGCCAAGCUUGACAAGCUGGUGAAGCUGUGCAGCGGGAUGCUGGAGGCGGGCCGGGUGUACCUCACCACCAACAAACACUUCGUCAGCGGCGUGCGGGACCUGGCGCAGCAGUGCCGCAAGGACCAGAUGAUCUCGGAGUGCCUGGAUAAAUUUGGGGACAGCCUGCAGGAGAUGAUCAAUUAUCACAUGAUCCUGUUUGACCAGGCCCAGAGGUCGGUCCGGCAGCAGCUGCACAAUUUUGUCAAAGACGACGUGAGGAAGUUCAAGGAGACCAAGAAGCAGUUCGACAGGGUGCGGGAGGACAUGGAGAUCUCGCUGGUGAAGAACGCGCAGGCGCCGCGGCACAAACCGCACGAGGUGGAGGAGGCCACGGGCACCCUGAGCAUCGCCAGGAAAUGCUUCAGGCACCUGGCCCUGGACUACGUCCUGCAGAUCAACGUGCUGCAGGCCAAGAAGAAAUUCGAGAUCCUGGACGCGAUGUUGUCCUUCAUGCACGCCCAGUUCACCUUCUUCCAGCAGGGCUCCAGCCUCCUGCACGAGCUCGAGCCCUACAUGAAGAAAUUGGCCACCGAGCUGGACCAGCUGGUCAUCGCCGCGGCCGUGGAGAAGCGCGAGAUGGAGCACAAGCACGCGCUGAUCCAGCAGAGGACCCUGCUGCAGGACUUCUCCUGCGACGAGCCCAAGGUGGAAUUCAACGUGGAUGCUCCCAGCGGGGUGGUGAUGGAAGGUUACCUGUUCAAGAGGGCCAGCAACGCCUUCAAAACGUGGAACAGGAGGUGGUUUUCCAUCCAGAACAGCCAGCUGGUCUACCAGAAGAAGCUAAAGGACGUGCUGACCGUGGUGGUGGAGGACCUGAGGCUCUGCACGGUCAAACCCUGCGAGGACAUCGAGAGGAGGUUCUGCUUCGAGGUCGUCUCCCCCACCAAGAGCUGCAUGCUGCAGGCUGACUCGGAGAAGCUGCGCCAGGCCUGGAUCCAGGCUGUGCAGGCCAGCAUCGCCUCCGCCUACCGCGAGAGCCCUGACUGCUACUACAUCGAGAGGCUGGACAGGACAGCCUCCCCCUCCACCAGCAGCAUCGACUCGGCCACGGAUUCGCGGGAGCGCGGCGGGAAGGGGGAGACGAUCCUGCAGAGGGUGCAGAGCGUCCCUGGGAACGAGCAGUGCUGCGACUGCGGGCAGCCGGACCCUCGCUGGGCCAGCAUCAACCUGGGCAUCCUGCUCUGCAUCGAGUGCUCCGGGAUCCACAGGAGCCUGGGUGUUCACUGCUCCAAGGUCCGAUCCCUCACGCUGGAUUCCUGGGAGCCAGAGCUGCUGAAACUGAUGUGUGAGCUGGGCAACAGCACCAUGAACCAGAUUUACGAGGCGCAGUGUGAGGAGCUGGGGCUGAAGAAGCCAACAGCAGGGAGCUCCAGGCAGGACAAGGAGGCCUGGAUCAAGGUGAAGUACGUGGAGAAGAAGUUCCUGAAGAAGCUGCCGGGCGGGGAGGCGCUGGCCGAGAGCGAGCGCAAACCGCGCCGCUGGUGCGUCAAGAAGUGCCAGAGGCAGCAGAGCGGCUGCAGGGCGCCCGCGGCGCGCAGGAAAUUCCGCCAGGAGCCCGGGAGCGCCUCGCCCGCCACGCUGGCCUCAGCAGCCACCCUGGAGAGGAAAUUCCGCCGGGAUUCUCUGUUCUGCCCCGACGAGCUGGACUCCCUCUUCUCCUACUUCGACACCGGCGCCGGCUCCGGCCCUCGCAGUCUGAGCAGCGACAGCGGCCUGGGAGGGAGCACCGACGGCAGCGGCGACGCGCUCGGCUUCGGCGCCGUGGUGGACAGCGUCACCGAGGAGGAGUGCGAGGUGUCGGAGGACUCGAGCGGGGAGGCCGAGCUGGAGCAGGAGGCGUCGGACGCGGAGGAGGCUCGGGAGCUGCACGCGGGGCUGGCUCUGAGCCGCGCGGCGCGGGGCCGGGCGCUGCCGCUGCUGGCCGCCGCGCUGGCCCACGGCGCCGACGUCAACUGGGCCAACGAGGAGGACGAGGGCAAAACGGCCCUGAUCCAGGCUGUCAGCGGGGGCUCCCUGCUCGCCUGCGAGUUCCUGCUGCAGAACGGGGCCGACGUGAACCAGCGGGACGCGCGGGGCCGGGCGCCGCUGCACCACGCCACCUCCCUGGGCCACACCGGGCAGGUGUGCCUGUUCCUGAAGCGCGGCGCCACCCAGGACGCCCCGGACGGGGACGGGCAGGACCCGCUGAGCAUCGCGGUGAGCGCGGCCAACGCCGACAUCGUCACCCUGCUGCGCCUGGCGCGGAUGAACGAGGAGAUGCGGGAGGCCGAGGGGCCCCUGGGCCAGCCCGGCCAGUACCCGGGCAGCAGCCCCACGGAGCUGCAGUACAGGAAAUGCAUCCAGGAGUUCAUCAGCCUCAACAUCGACGAGAGUUAGGGGCAG